AUGGAACUUAUCACUGAUCCAAUCGUCCUUAUACUUGAUGAGCCUACUUCAGGUCUUGAUAGUUUUACAGCAGAAGUCGUUAUUGACUUAUUGAUAGAGCAAGCAAAGAAAGGUAGAACUGUAAUGUCAACCAUUCACCAACCAAGUACAAGCAUGUUUGAGAAAUUUGACAAAUUAGUAUUAUUAGCAGAAGGCCAUCUUGUAUAUCAAGGCCCUGCAUCAGAUUCAACUAAAUACUUUGCAAAAAUUGGAUACGAGUGUCCAAAGCUUAUGAACCCAGCUGACUAUUAUAUGAGACUUCUUCAUGUUGUAGAUAGGAAGUAUCCUACUGAAGAAGAACAUGAAAAAAUAGAAAAAAUGGUAACAGCUUAUAAUUCAAUAGAGCAGGAUGAAGGAGACUAUGAUAAUACCAAACUUGAGGCUUUGCAAACUAAGCAUUCAGCCUCGCCAACAAACUUUGCCACGCAGUUUGUGCUACUGUUUAGAAGAGUUUGGAUAAAUGCAAGAAGAGACCCUCUUGCUGGCCAGCUUUUAUUUAUCGAGCGCAUUAUGAUGGGUGUUUUAAUCGAUUUGCUCUGUAGCAAUUUAGCAAAAAAUUAUAACUCUUCAACAACUAGAACUCAAACUCUUUUUCUCUGUGCAGCGGCUGUAGGUUUUUACUCAUGCCAAAAUGCAGCAAUGCAGUUCCCAAGCGAGACUCCUAUAUUCUUAAAAGAAAGCAAGCAAACGGUUUAUUCUACAACUUCUUAUUACCUUUCCAGGUCCCUUGCAGACCUGCCUAUGCAAUUUCUACCACUUUUCUGUUUUGUCUUAUUGUAUAUUGGGCAAUCCCUUUUAAUGAUUAUGAUGCAAGUAAAUUCUGGAUAUUUAACUUUCUGCUCACUUUACUGCAAAUAA
Molecule: messenger RNA, 897 nt
Organism: Blepharisma stoltei
Lineage: Eukaryota; Ciliophora; Heterotrichea; Heterotrichida; Blepharismidae
Source: the annotation of a GenBank genome assembly